AUGCGCCCGUCCCUGGCCACAGCGGUCCUACCACCCAGGACCCGCUCCCACAAUCCACCCAACCUGGCUGUGGGGGUUCGGGAUCACCUGUCAGCUCCAAGAAGGCGCAGCCCCCACCUCCGGCACACCCUUAGCCCAGACAACCUGCGGACCCUGGCAGAGAGGGGUGGGGCUGCUAUUGACUCUGCCUCUGUGAUCAGCAGUCCUAUAGGGCUUGCACGUGCCAACAGUGAUACAGACCUGGUGACCUCCCAGAGUCGCUCCUCGCUUACAGCGUCCACUCUGGAGUACACGCUGAACAGGGGUCAGAACCUCGUCAUAUCUUGGGACAUCAAGGAGGAAGUGGAUGCUACCGACUGGAUCGGGCUGUACCACAUAGAUGAAACCAAUCCAUCCAAUGUGUGGGACUGUAAGAACAGAGGGGUGAAUGGCACCCAGAAAGGUCAGAUUGUGUGGAGACUUGAGGCUGGGCCCUACUUCAUUGAGCCUGAGACCAAGAUCUGUUUUAAGUACUACCAUGGAGUGAGUGGAGGCCUGCGAGCCACUACCCCCUGCAUCACUGUGAAGAAUCCAGCCAUCCUGGUGGAGGGGCUGGCAGAGCAGGUGGGCAACGAACAUCCUCGGAAACUGAUCAGCUUCACAUUGACAGAUUUACGUGCCAGUGGUCUAAAGAAGGGCAUGUUUUUUAAUCCGGAUCCAUACCUGAAGAUGUCCAUCCACCCAGGGAAGAGGAGCGUCUUCCCCAUCUUCAGUCAUCAUGGACAGGAACGACGAUCAGCCAUCAUAGCUAACACCAUCAACCCUCUCUGGCAUGGAGAGAAAUACACAUUUGUAGCUCUAAUGACAGACAUCCUGUAUAUUGAGGUAAAGGACAAGUUUGCAAAAAGCCGACCAAUCAUCAAACGCUUCCUCGGCCAGCUGACUAUCCCUGUGCAGCGGCUAAUUGAAAAGAUACCUGGUGUCCAGCCUGUAAGUUUAUCUCUGUGUCGGCGCCUGCCCACUGAACAUGUAAGUGGUCAGUUGCAAUUCAAAGUGGAGCUCACCUCAACUGGGCCUGAUGGUGCUUCUCCUGAUUCUAUCAUUGGCAUUUCAUCCUUAAAUGGAGCACCAGGGACUCCAUCUGAUGACGAGGACCUGCCACAUCACCUUCCAGGAGUGGUUUCUGUGGGACUCUCACCUACCGGCUCCCAGGGCUCACAGGGCAUGUGGGAAAGUGGGGCCUGCGCAGAAAAGGACCUGUCUUUUAUGGGCGCUGCGGCUAGAUUUGUGGGGCCUGAACGCCUGUUGGGCCAUGCAAUGCUCCAAAGAUCAUUCAGUGAGGGCCUUGAUGCUAUUGAGGCCCCUAAGGGUCCUGGUGAAAGACCCUUGGGUGCAGCCUCACCCAAACUGCGCUCUAGCUUCCCCACACACACACGUCUCAGUGCAAUGUUGCACAUAGAUUCAGACGAAGAUGAUGACAGGUCGGGGGCCAAUGACAUCACUCCAAUACCGCUCUCACCGCUACUGAUGAAUGGAGAAGCUUCAGAUGUUGACGGCCCAGAUGAUGAUGACGCGUUUCUGGAGUUCCAACAGCCUGAGCAGCUGGAGCCCUCCUUGCUUGAAGAGGAGCCUGACGGUGCAGAUGCUGUGAUGGAUGACUCAGCGCCUGAGGUGGAGGGGGAGACAGGUCUUGACUUGGGGGAUGUUUUGGACCUAGAUGUAUUUUCUGAGGUAGAGGAGGGUCCAUUUACAGAGGCUGUGUCCCAUAAUGCUUUGCUAGAGGGUGUAGUGAUACUUGAGGAAGAAAGGAUGCCUGGAGAGGAACCCUCAUCAGAGAUUGACACCUGCUCCAUGGCAACAGCCCCACAGACAGUCGUCUCAUCAUCAGAGAGCUGUCCGGUCACCCUGACCACAGCUGUGGAAGCGGAGGAGGGAGCAGAGACAGCCAUAGAUCCAGGGGGACAUCUAGUUUCCAGCACCUCACCAAUCCCGCAAGCUGUGGAUGAUGAAGGGGGUGGGCGAGCUGAUGUCACUGAGGCUGAAGGAGAAGCUCCGGCAGCCAGCGCGCCGGAAGAGGUUGAGGAACUCAAUGUAAGGAGGCUCAGCCUCCAGGCUGCAGGGGGCGUGGCUGAAGCACCGGACGGGGAGUCGUCAAAGCCAAAUGAGGAGGCGGGGUCUUUGGAUUCAGAGCAAGAUGGAGAGGAAGCUGCCCAUGUCAACGGCCAUCCUGUACGUUCGCUCCCCUCUGUACGUCAGGACAUCCACCGAUACCAACGUGUGGACGAGCCUUUGCCCCCCAACUGGGAGGCUCGUAUCGACAGCCAUGGGAGAAUUUUCUUCGUGGACCAUGUGAACAGGACCACCACAUGGCAGCGUCCCACUGGACCUCCUGCCCCGCAGGGCCUGACCCGCUCCAACUCCAUUCAGCAGAUGGAGCAACUCAACCGCAGAUACCAGAGCAUCAGAAGGACCAUAACAAACAGUGAUCGGACAGAGGAAAGCCCUGUGGAACCACCACCUGAACCAGAAAGUGAUCUGAUGCCCAUUUCUGAAUACAGACGAGACAGUGCAGUCGCUCACGGCAGUGGUCGCACGCGCCUCUCUCUCCUGCUGCAGUCACCCAGCGCCAAGUUCCUGUGCAGCCCUGAUUUCUUUACCGUGCUGCAUUCAAACCCUAGUGCCUACCGCAUGUUUACGAGCAACACCUGCCUGAAGCACAUGAUCAGUAAGGUGCGGCGGGACGCUCAUUACUUUGAGCGCUACCAGCACAACCGCGACCUCGUCACCUUCCUCAACAUGUUCUCCAACAAGCAGCUGGAGCUUCCCCGAGGGUGGGAGAUGAAACAUGACCAAUCUGGGAAGGCCUUCUUUGUGGAUCACAACUGUCGCUCCACGACCUUCAUCGACCCACGGCUACCCCUCCAGAGUUCUCGCUCGACUGGGCUGCUGGCCCAUCGCCAGCAUCUGAGCCGCCAGCGCAGCCACAGUGCCGGGGAGGUAGUAGACGACUCUCGCCAAACCAACCCGCCUGCCAUGCCCCGCCCCUCCAGCACCUUCAGUGGCUCCAGUCGGAGUCAGUUCCCCGAUGUGGUGCCUGUCGCCUACAAUGACAAGAUAGUGGCAUUUCUACGGCAAACCAACAUCAUGGAGAUACUGCAGGAAAGGCAACCCGAGCUCGCCAGGAACCACUCGCUCAAGGAGAAGGUCCAGUUUAUUCGCAGUGAGGGCGUCAGUGGGUUGGCUCGUCUCUCUAGUGACGCUGACCUCGUCAUGCUGCUGAGCUUGUUUGAGGAGGAGGUGAUGUCAUUUGUGCCGCCGUUACUUCACCCAGGUUACUGCAUCUCCUCUCCUCAGAGCUCCCCUGGCACUCAGCGAGCCAAUGCUCGUGCUCCUGCUCCCUAUAAGCGAGAUUUUGAGGCUAAACUGAGAAACUUCUAUCGAAAGCUGGAGACCAAAGGUUACGGCCAAGGACCAGGAAAAGUCAAGCUGACCAUACGCAGAGACCACCUUCUGGAGGACGCCUUUAAUCAAGUCAUGUGCUACUCCCGUAAAGACCUUCAGAGGAGUAAACUCUAUGUCAGCUUUGUGGGGGAGGAUGGACUGGACUACAGUGGACCCUCCAGAGAGUUUUUCUUCUUGGUGUCCAGAGAGCUGUUCAACCCGUACUACGGCCUGUUUGAGUAUUCGGCCAAUGACACGUACACAGUGCAGAUCAGCCCCAUGUCAGCCUUUGUAGACAACCACCAUGAGUGGUUCCGCUUCAGUGGGCGAAUCCUGGGGCUGGCCCUCGUCCACCAGUACCUGCUGGAUGCCUUCUUUACCCGACCCUUCUACAAGGGGCUUCUUCGCAUCCCGUGUGAACUGAGUGACCUGGAGUUCCUGGAUGAGGAGUUUCACCAGAGUCUUCAGUGGAUGAAGGACAACGACAUCGAAGACAUGCUGGACCUCACUUUCACCGUCAACGAAGAGGUUUUUGGACAGAUUACGGAGAGAGAGCUGAAGCCGGGCGGGGCUGGUAUCCCUGUGUCCGAGAAGAACAAGAAGGAGUACAUUGAGCGAAUGGUCAAGUGGCGUAUAGAGAGAGGAGUGGCUCAGCAGACGGAGAGCCUGGUUCGAGGCUUUUAUGAGGUUGUGGAUGUGCGACUUGUGUCAGUGUUUGAUGCCAGGGAGCUGGAGCUGGUGAUUGCAGGCACUGCAGAGAUCGACCUGUCGGACUGGAGGAACAACACAGAGUAUAGAGGAGGUUACCAUGACAACCACAUAGUGAUUCGCUGGUUCUGGGCUGCUGUGGAGAGAUUCAACAAUGAGCAGAGGCUCAGGCUGCUGCAGUUCGUGACAGGCACUUCCAGUAUUCCUUACGAGGGUUUCGCCUCCCUACGGGGGAGUAAUGGACCUCGCAGAUUCUGUGUCGAGAAGUGGGGAAAAAUCACCUCCUUACCCAGGGCUCACACUUGCUUUAAUCGUUUGGACCUCCCACCUUACCCGUCCUUCUCCAUGCUCUACGAGAAGCUGGUCACUGCUGUAGAGGAAACAAGCACGUUCGGUUUGGAAUAACCUCAACACAGCUCACA
Messenger RNA from Limanda limanda (common dab), 4550 nucleotides. It is a transcript of the gene hecw2a, whose product is annotated as HECT, C2 and WW domain containing E3 ubiquitin protein ligase 2a. The transcript has 29 exons. Gene Ontology annotation, molecular function: ubiquitin-protein transferase activity; protein binding. The record is from RefSeq and is a predicted model, not a curated record. Lineage: Eukaryota; Metazoa; Chordata; Actinopteri; Pleuronectiformes; Pleuronectidae. Bases 1 to 4533 code for a protein of 1510 amino acids. Gene Ontology annotation, biological process: regulation of dendrite morphogenesis.